GGGAGGAAUGCAAAGAGCAGGAGUAUGAUUGGCUGCUGUAGCGCAGCGCACCAAUAGGUUCCUUCAAUGUUGAGAGGAUGAAAGGAACUGUGGGGCGUUGUUAAUUAGACUUAGGUUUGUUGGGGUCUUGGUUAUGAACCAUUUUCGGGCUUUACUGCGUAGGGUGUUUGGACAAAUCAAACAUCAUGUCGGUACUGAUCAGUUCGGAAACAAGUACUACUUCGUCCCCGAGCAGAAGACAUGGACAGGACAGACGAUUCGCUCAAGAAGAAUAAUAGAAACAGUCAAUCCAAAAGAAAUUGAAUAUGAACUUGGAAAUAUUCCCCUUGAAUGGGAAGCUUGGAUACGAGGAAGCAGAAAAGACCCACCUAACAUAGAGGAAAUUCUCAAGAAUGAAAAAUAUAGAACAAUUAUUAAAUCACGUGCCUGUGAAAUUCAACAAGACGAUGCGAUAAGGAAAGAGAAAGAAUACGAGGAAGAUCUUGUUGCUCGACCAGUUCAAACUCCAAUUAAAGGGCAUGCCUCUGCACAUUACUUUGGAAAGGAUAAAAUAUCUUCAGAACCUAGCAGUACAGCAAAUACUUUCCAGCCUGGAAGUUGGUUACCAUCAGAAAAUACCAGCAAGAAAAAAUAAUUGUAUUUUUCUUGUAAUUUAAAGAACAUUUUAUCAUAACUUUGAUUUGUAAAUAAAAAUCUACAUAUACAGUACAUUGAAUAUUUUAUAUGAGAAAUACUUUGGGUGUA
Messenger RNA from Mobula hypostoma (lesser devil ray), 744 nucleotides. It is a transcript of the gene ndufaf2, whose product is annotated as NADH:ubiquinone oxidoreductase complex assembly factor 2. The transcript has 4 exons. The record is from RefSeq and is a predicted model, not a curated record. NCBI's taxonomy places the organism in Eukaryota, Metazoa, Chordata, Chondrichthyes, Myliobatiformes, Myliobatidae. Bases 134 to 634 code for a protein of 166 amino acids. Gene Ontology annotation, cellular component: mitochondrion; membrane. Gene Ontology annotation, biological process: mitochondrial respiratory chain complex I assembly.